Messenger RNA from Drosophila serrata, 1197 nucleotides. It is a transcript of the gene Rh2, whose product is annotated as Rhodopsin 2. NCBI's taxonomy places the organism in Eukaryota, Metazoa, Arthropoda, Insecta, Diptera, Drosophilidae. Gene Ontology annotation, cellular component: membrane. Gene Ontology annotation, biological process: visual perception; G protein-coupled receptor signaling pathway; phototransduction. The record is from RefSeq and is a predicted model, not a curated record. Gene Ontology annotation, molecular function: G protein-coupled receptor activity.
AUGGAGCGCAGUCAUUUCCCAGAGAUGACAUUGGCCGUGGCCCUAUCUGGCCCACGGUUUGAGGCCCAGUCGGGUAGCAAUGGUUCCGUGCUGGAUAAUGUGCUGCCCGACAUGGCGCACCUCGUGAACCCUUAUUGGAGCCGCUUCUCCCCCAUGGAUCCCAUGAUGAGCAAGAUCCUUGGCCUGUUUACCUUGAUCAUCCUGAUCAUAUCCUGCUGCGGCAAUGGAGUGGUUGUCUACAUUUUCGGAGGAACCAAGUCGCUGCGCACGCCGGCUAACCUUCUCGUCCUUAACCUGGCCUUCUCGGACUUUUGCAUGAUGGCCUCCCAGUCGCCGGUGAUGAUCAUUAACUUUUACUACGAAACCUGGGUCCUGGGACCUUUGUGGUGUGACAUUUACGCGGCCUGCGGUUCCCUUUUUGGAUGCGUCUCCAUCUGGUCGAUGUGCAUGAUUGCCUUCGAUCGAUACAAUGUGAUUGUGAAGGGAAUUAAUGGUACUCCAAUGACCAUCAAGACAUCGAUAAUGAAAAUCCUCUUCAUCUGGCUGAUGGCUGUCUUCUGGACCGUCAUGCCUCUGGUGGGAUGGAGCAGCUAUGUGCCGGAGGGGAAUCUGACCGCCUGCAGCAUUGACUACAUGACGCGCCUGUGGAAUCCUAGAUCCUAUCUGAUAACCUACUCCCUGUUCGUUUACUACACACCGCUCUUCCUUAUUUGCUACUCCUACUGGUUCAUCAUCGCCGCCGUUGCUGCCCACGAGAAGGCGAUGCGAGAGCAGGCCAAGAAGAUGAAUGUCAAGUCGCUGCGGAGCUCUGAGGAUUGUGACAAGAGUGCCGAGGGCAAGCUGGCCAAGGUGGCCUUAACCACCAUCUCUUUGUGGUUUAUGGCCUGGACCCCGUACCUGGUUAUCUGCUAUUUUGGCCUCUUCAAGAUCGAUGGCCUGACUCCGCUGACCACCAUUUGGGGAGCAACCUUUGCCAAGACGAGUGCGGUAUACAAUCCCAUUGUGUAUGGCAUUAGCCAUCCCAAAUACCGAAUAGUUCUCAAGGAAAAGUGUCCCAUGUGUGUGUGCGGCAACACUGAUGAACCCAAACCGGAUGCUCCUGCUUCUGAUACGGAAACCACAUCUGAGGCUGAGUCCAAGGCUUAGGGCCUCAAGAAAGUUAUAUGCAAUUGCCUAAAAUAGGCACGAAAAUGUAAA